Molecule: messenger RNA, 2992 nt
Organism: Dunckerocampus dactyliophorus (ringed pipefish)
Lineage: Eukaryota; Metazoa; Chordata; Actinopteri; Syngnathiformes; Syngnathidae
Gene: mapk11
Product: mitogen-activated protein kinase 11
Exons: 12
Coding region: 163-1248 (361 amino acids)
Biological process (GO): intracellular signal transduction; protein phosphorylation
Cellular component (GO): nucleus; cytoplasm
Molecular function (GO): ATP binding; MAP kinase activity
Source: RefSeq, a predicted model, not a curated record
GUCGGUCAGACAGACAAAGGGAGGCGGAGGCGGGGGGACAGACUGUCAGUUGCCGGUGCAGCAGCACAGCAGCUCGGCUGAGGCAGCAAGCAGCACCCCGCACUCCCGGUCCCAUCUUCCCUUUACUAUUCUCCAUUCCCCGACCCUUGUCAUCCAUCAGAUAUGUCAGCCAGACCGGGAUUUUAUCGCCAGGAGCUGAAUAAAACGGUGUGGGAGGUUCCAGAACGGUACCAGAACCUGACGCCGGUGGGGUCCGGAGCCUACGGUUCGGUGUGUUCGGCCUACGACGUCGUCUUGCGUCAAAAAGUGGCCGUGAAGAAGCUCUCCAGGCCUUUUCAGUCGCUCAUCCACAGUCGACGUUCGUACCGGGAACUCAGGCUCCUCAAGCACAUGAAACAUGAGAACGUAAUAGGGCUGCUGGACGUCUUCACACCUGCUGCAGCACUUGAAGAAUUCAAUGAACUCUACCUGGUGACCAACCUGAUGGGUGCAGACCUCAAUAACAUUGUCAAAUUCCAACGGCUGUCAGACGAGCAUGUUCAGUUUUUAAUUUAUCAGCUACUCCGUGGCCUCAAGUACAUCCAUUCAGCUGGAUUGAUUCACAGAGACCUUAAACCGAGCAAUGUGGCUGUUAAUGAAGAUUGUGAGCUGAGGAUCCUUGACUUUGGCUUGGCGAGGCAAACAGACGACGAGAUGACAGGGUACGUGGCGACUCGCUGGUAUCGAGCGCCGGAAAUCAUGCUAAAUUGGAUGCACUAUAAUCAGAAUGUUGAUAUUUGGUCAGUGGGAUGCAUUAUGGGGGAGCUGCUGAAGGGAAAAGUCCUUUUUCCCGGCACUGACUAUAUUGACCAGCUGAAGAGAAUCAUGGAGAUGGUGGGAACGCCGACGCCUGACCUCUUGAAGAAGAUCUGCUCCGAACACGCACAGAAGUACAUCCAGUCUCUGCCUUUUAUGCCCCAGCAAGACCUGGAGAAGAUCUUCAGGGGAGCCAAUCCACUCGCUGUAGAUCUGCUUAAGCGCAUGCUGGUUCUGGACUGCGAUGGAAGAAUCUCAGCCAGCGAGGCUCUAUCCCACCCCUAUUUCUCCCAGUACCACGACCCGGACGAUGAACCGGAGGCGCCGCCUUACGAUCAGACACUUGAGAGUAAAGACCGCACUCUAGAAGAAUGGAAAGAGUUGGUGUUCACGGAGGUGAAUGGCUUCAAAGCGUCCGUCGGCAAGACUGACAGCCUUCAGGUGGAGCAGUGAGCCUACCGGCGCCACCCGCUCAAAGAGUCAGCACACUUAGGCACUAGCAAGACAAGCGGCUUCCUGUUAGCCCGAAAGAGGAACAACAGACAUCCCAAACCGUUCAUAUGCCAGAGCAACUUUACAGAAGUGUUUACAGACGUCGUUUGAAGACAUCACGCACGCUAGGAUUUCCAAAGCGAGAACAAAAACACCAUCUGCUUCCUCGGUAUUGCAACACUUUUGUUUGUGUUGAAAGGCUUGCGUCAACGCCCGCUUAGGACUGACUGCAGCCUGCAUACUACUACUGCAUGAUUGUAUUACACAGUAUCAACACAGCAUAUUAAGAAUCUAGCCUGCAGGUUAUGGAGAGGAAAUGAUCCAAUAAUCAUUUCUGCCCAUCAUAAAUCAGUGAUUCAAAUCAUUUCUAGUUUACACAGUAGUCAUCACCAAGUUUGCUUUUAAUUACCAACGUAUUAAAUGCGGCAGGCCUGUGUUUACAGUGUGUCCUAUUGUUUAUUGAUGGAAAUGUUUUACAGCCGAUGAAGUGACUGAUUUUAGCAUCAUUUUGUACGACAAAGACGCCACAUCUGAGGAAUGCGAUGUCAUAUAUGAAUGCUGUUGAAUAUACUUUCAGGGUGAGUUGCAACUGUCAAGUGAAUGUAAAGGUAUAGGAGUGUGCAUAAAGUGUGUUAUGUUGUCUGGAUAAAUGGUGUUCACCUCUGAUUGAAAUGUCCACAACUUUUAUAUUUUGUGGUGUAUGGCUUCUGUUCUUAUAAACACUUUAUGACCAAAGGUUUCAGGUUUUCAGACCAUUUGAAUUGUACUUGAUCAUCAUAUCAUAAUCAUGAUACGGUACAUUCACUGACCACAUAUUGGUGUAUGACCCGUUCUCCCAACCUCUUCUCCUUUCGGCUUUUCCCUUCAGGGGUCGCCACAACGAAUCAAUUGCCUCCAUCUAACCCUGUCUUCUGCAUCCUCUUCUCUCACACCAACUACCUUCAUGUCCUCUUUCACUACAUCCAUAAACCUCCUCUUUGGUCUUCCUCUAGGCCUCCUGCCUGGCAGUUCCAAACUCAGCAUCCUUCUACCGAUAUAUUCCCUAUCUGUCCUCUGGACAUGUCCACACCAUCUCAGCCUGGCCUCUCUGACUUUAUCUCCAAAACGUCUAACAUGUGCUGUCCCUCUGAUGUACUCAUUCCUGAUCUUAUCCUUCCUGGUCACUCCCAGAGAGAACCUCAGCAUCUUCAACUCUGCUACCUCCAGCUCUUUCUCCUGUCUUUUCCUCAUUGACACUGUCUCUAGACCAAACAACAUCGCUGGUCUCACCACAGUUUUGUACCGUUCUCCCAACCUGCUCACUACAAACCUGACAAGGGAGUUAAAACUGAAAGUCAAGGUGCGCUCAAAGCUUGCUUAUUUUUUUUGCAGUUCACAAAAAGCACGUAAAAAGAUAACUGCAAAGGGUUAGGUUCAUGAAAAAUUGUCGCAAAUAAAACUCACUGGAAUACCAUAAAUUCGGGUGUACAAGCUGCACCCACUAAAUUUAGAGGAAAAACCACAUUCGUACAUAUGUAAGCCGCACAUGUCCAUGUCAUAAAAUGGAAUAUUGUGGCACCCACGAGGCUGUGAGGACCCGGCAUGUCACGGCGAGCUCACGAAAGUGCAGGAGGUCAUUACUCAAUAUAAAAGUCUGACAAAUUGUGUGCGUGUUUUGCAAACAGCACAACAAUAAUGACUUCCACUGCAAAUCAUUUUACAGGAU